GUUGGGAAUGCAGUUAACAUCCAUCGCGUGAGUACGAGUCCUCGGUGUACCGGAAGAGAAGUAAGCUGCGACAACGUUUCCUUAGAGCCUCUACACGUUUUUUCUCGCAACGACUAAGAAGGUAUGAUGAAGUAAAAAUAUCUCCUGGUGUAAAGAGGAUAAGCUUCUGUCAUUGUUGGUUCAUAGUAGAAUAUGAUGUUUGGCCUUCAAUCCACAAUACUCCCUCUCAGCCGGCUUGUCGGUAGAUGUAAUUUAGUGAAGGAAGAUGCUAAAUUAGCAUAAGCUAGUGGGAAAAUCAGUCUAGUAAGGUGAUUGUCUUGGAAAAAAGGUGCAUGUCCAAGGGGAUCUCGCAUGGUUGUGAAGCACAGACAAGUUCAGGUGUGCUAGUGUUCUAGUGGUGUCAGCGAAAUGCUGGGUGGUCCAGGGCUUGAGUCUGUCGUUGAUCAAAUCAUUUCAGUUAUCACUAAUGAUGGGCGGAACAUAGUGGGUGUUUUGAAAGGUUUUGAUCAAGCUACCAAUAUAAUUCUUGAUGAAUCUCAUGAAAGGGUUUAUUCUACUAAGGAAGGUGUUCAGCAACUUGUAUUAGGUCUCUACAUCAUAAGGGGUGAUAACAUAAGCAUAAUUGGGGAAUUAGAUGAAGAACUGGAUGCAAGCUUGGAUUUGUCAGAACUGAGAGCUCAUCCUCUGAAGCCUGUUAUUCAUUAAUGUGCUACAAGGUAUUCUUAGUAAAACCUUGAAUCUUGUAAGGGAAGUAGAUGAUGAAAUGGAUUUAUUAUGAUAUUAUUUGAUUUAAAUAUGCAUCAAACCUGAAGUGCUA
Messenger RNA from Cynara cardunculus var. scolymus (artichoke), 817 nucleotides. Its product is annotated as sm-like protein LSM8. Gene Ontology annotation, cellular component: precatalytic spliceosome; U6 snRNP; U4/U6 x U5 tri-snRNP complex. The coding region runs from base 409 to 705 and encodes 98 amino acids. Gene Ontology annotation, biological process: mRNA splicing, via spliceosome. The transcript is spliced from 8 exons. NCBI's taxonomy places the organism in Eukaryota, Viridiplantae, Streptophyta, Magnoliopsida, Asterales, Asteraceae. The record is from RefSeq and is a predicted model, not a curated record. Gene Ontology annotation, molecular function: RNA binding.